Molecule: messenger RNA, 3895 nt
Organism: Meriones unguiculatus (Mongolian gerbil)
Lineage: Eukaryota; Metazoa; Chordata; Mammalia; Rodentia; Muridae
Gene: Eeig1
Product: estrogen-induced osteoclastogenesis regulator 1
Exons: 11
Coding region: 329-1507 (392 amino acids)
Source: RefSeq, a predicted model, not a curated record
GCCGGGCCCCGCGGCUCGGGAUGCUGCUGCCAGCCCGCGAGCCGCCCUCCACGCCUGCCCCCGCCGCCGGGGCCGCGCCUCGCUGUUUACAUGUCGGUGGAGCCCGGGUCCCCCGAGGGUGAAAGCAGCCGGACUGAUUCCUCAGACCCGGGGCUCCGGACUCAGAACCUCUACUGCCCCUCAGCCUCUGCCGCCAUCUGGACUGGAUCCGGCUCUGGUGUUUUUUGAGGAGGGGGUGUGGUGUCGGGAAAGGAAUCCUGGGGAUUUCUAGGAUCCCACCUCUUUUUCUUUUUUGGCCCUGCGGGCUUCAUACUCAGGGAAUUCGCUCAUGGCUUUUUUGAUGAAGAAGAAGAAAUUCAAAUUCCAAACCACUUUCACCCUGGAGGAGCUGACUGCGGUCCCCUUCGUGAACGGGGUCCUCUUUUGCAAGGUCCGGCUGCUGGAUGGCGGGGACUUUGUCAGCUUGUCGUCCAGGGAGGAGGUGCAGGAGAACUGUGUAAGGUGGCGGAAGAGGUUCACCUUUGUGUGUAAAAUGAGUGCCAACCCAGCCACAGGCCUGCUGGAUCCCUGCAUCUUUCGAGUGUCUGUGCGAAAGGAGCUGAAAGGUGGGAAGGCUUAUUCCAAGCUGGGCUUCACUGACUUGAACCUGGCUGAGUUUGCAGGCUCAGGCUCCACCGUCCGCUGCUGCCUGUUGGAGGGAUAUGACACCAAGAACACCCGCCAGGACAACUCGAUCCUCAAGGUCACCAUUGGCAUGUUCCUGCUCUCUGGAGACCCCUGUUUCAAGACGCCACCAUCCACUGCCAAGUCCAUCUCCAUCCCAGGCCAGGACUCGUCUCUGCAGCUGACAUGUAAAGGUGGUGGAACCAACAGUGGCGGCAGCAGUAGCACCAGUUCCCUGACUGGGUCCUGGCCCCCCAAGGCCCGGCCUACCAUCCUAGGCUCAGGACUGCCAGAGGAGCCAGACCAGAACCUGUCCAGUCCUGAGGAGGUGUUCCACUCUGGCCACUCCCGAAACUCCAGCUAUGCCAGCCAGCAGUCCAAGCUGUCUGGCUAUAGCACAGAGCACUCUCGCUCCUCCAGCCUGUCUGACUUGACCCACCACAGAAACACAUCCACUAGCAGCAGCGCCUCUGGUGGCCUCAGCAUGACUGUAGAGGGUCCUGAGGGCAUUGAGAGGGAGCACCGGCCCCUUGAGAAGCCACCUCGGCCGCCUGAGAAGCCACCACGACCUCCACGGCCCUUGCAUCUGUCAGACCGCUCAUUUCGGCGAAAGAAGGACUCCGUGGAGAGCCACCCAACCUGGGUGGAUGAUACUCGCAUUGAUGCAGAUGACAUUGUGGAGAAGAUCAUGCAGAGCCAGGACUUCACUGACGGCAGCAACACUGAGGACAGUAACCUUCGGUUAUUUGUGAGCCGUGAUGGCUCCACCACACUGAGUGGCAUUCAGCUGGCCAACAGAGUCUCCUCUGGAGUCUAUGAGCCAGUCGUGAUUGAAAGCCACUGAGGGACCAGUUGUCCAGCUGAAGAAGGGUCCUUCCAUCUCUGGUAUCCAGGCCAGUGGCAUUCCUGGAGGAGCAGGAACCUGCCCUUUGGAUCUGCUCUGCAUUGCAUCUGUGCCUCCUGCUACUCUAGUCACACCAGCCCCCAAAGCAUCAUUCCAUUGUCCUCCCAUCCACUCUGGAACCACUGGUCCUGGGUGCCACUAUGAAUAUUGUCCUCAGAACCACUAGAAAAUGGAGCAAGAUGGAACUAGCAGGGACUGUCCUAACUGGAUAGGAUCUGGGCCCAGCGAAAGACACGUAGCUCCUUCAUGUCGGGGUGCUUGUGGCUUACCCCACCUUCCCAUGACCCACUUUAGGAGCAACAGCUUCAGCCAGGCUGACAGGGCCCCUUGCUCCAUUGCCCUUGCCCUUUAGAAGCUGGACCAUCUCCAGAGUGUUGUCACCUAUGACCCUCUGCUUAGUGCUUUACCGUCCUGUCUCUUUAUCCUGAGGAGAUAAACCUGCUGGCAGCUUUCUCCUGGGAGCCAAGACCUCAGACCCUGCAUUCCGGAUUGAGACCCCACCUUUGUCAUCAAAUGAUCUCCUGCUGCUCUGCAGCCUGCACUUUGCACAUGCUUGUCCUCAGCACAGCCUCUGGCCCUUGCUCUUCUCCAGGAAUCCUGGGUGCUGUCUGCUGUGCAACUAGACCUAGGAUACAGUAGCCCGGCUGGAACGUGGCACUGUCCUUCCCCUCUAAUUUAUCCUCAGCUCAGACCUGACCAGAGCGUAGAAAGGUCUGAGCAUCAUGGUGCCAUCUGCUCAGGGCUGGGUCCUGAGCAGCUGGCCUUCCUGCAGGAAAGGAAGGGUGAGGUCCAGCUGUGCUGGGUAAACAAAGGCCUUUUCCUCUGCUCUCAUGUCAACAGAUCUGGGCUGGGUUCCAAGCUAGAGAGGCAGUCAGCCAGGUGGGCUGUGACUGGAUGGACUGCCAGACAAGCCUCAGCCCUCCUCUGGGCAAGGGGCAUGCUUUCCCUGAGGAGACUAGCCUUGUGCCCUGCCCAGGCCUUCUCCUUACUGCCCAUCUUCUUGGUACCUCCCCGACCCCCACCACUUUCCGUCUGUCCUGUAGUUUGCUUGAAAGAGGGCACUGGCUGCCAGUUCCACCAUGGAUAAACUCCACCCUUUAAGUUUCACUCGUUUUUGUAUCAACCCAGCAGGCUGGUGUUUCCUUUGCCCUUUAGGUGUUUUCCUUUUCCUCCUGAGUUCACAGUUCUGUAUCCCCUGCACCCCCAGCAAGGGUAGGGAUAGGUGCCUCUGUUCCCCAUUCCACCUGCACCCCAGCAGGGCUGGGGACAGGGGUGUAUGGGACACUGGUUCUGUGGGUGAGGAUGGCUGGACUCCCCAGGUCGGGAGGUUCCUUGCCCAGUUUUUGUCUUUCUCAGCUAGCAAAAGUUGGGGCUGUGGUCUUGGAACUUGCUGGGGUUGGGACCAGAGCAUUUCUAGGGAUUUUGUUGCCAUUAUUUUAAUCACCUGAUUACUUUUUAAAAAAAUGAAUGUUAGAAGAUGCUGCCAAGGCAGGACAGAACAUGGCUAGAGAAGGUUCUGUCAGCUCAGAGAGUCCCUUCCUGCUCAGCAGGUACCUGGCACUUUAAGGGACACUGACCGCUCUGUUUCUGGGUGAGAUGACCCCCAUAAGAUGGAGAGAGCACUGUUCUUGUCUGUGACUUGCCCAAUCUGAGCAUUAUUUUUGUCUGGUUCAAAAUUCCAGGUCUCCAAACACAAAGCAGUUGGUACUGUCAGGAAGACUCCUUCAAACUAAGAAUCCCUGCCCAACCCAAGCCAGGGUCUGACCUAGAUGGUCACUCCAGAAGUAGACAAGAGCCUGCCACAUUCUCCUGUUCCAGGCACUGGGCAGAAAACAUGGCCAUAACCAAAUGAACACUGGCAGGAGCCAGAGGUUAAGAGCCUUUCCUCUUGAUCUCAGUGAUUCCCACGGGUGCCCAGAGCACCUGGACUUCAGAUUCUAUAUACAGAGAUAGAAUAUAUUAGAGAUAUUUUUGGAAAUGAAUUGGUCUAUGCAAUGUCAGUUUGGAACCUUCUUGAGAGACAGUUUAAUGUUUCUACUAGGGAGAUACAAAGAUCUACAAUAUUUUUAGGAUUUUCUGGUUACCCCACAACUGACCACAUACUGCAUGGUCUGGCAGGGUGGAGAAACCAGUCUUCCUCCGUGGGGAGGUGACUGGGGAGGAGGGUUUGCUGCUGUUCUACUCCCCUCUUUUCUAACAGUGUUACCACUGCUACCCAUUCCAUGGGCUGUUUAUAUCUCUGUCUCGGCUUACAGUAGAAAAUGAUGUCAUAUGGGGAAAUCAGCCUAGUGUCAAAUGUUUGGACAUUAAACGUUGAUGUUUUUGUUA